CCAAAACAGCUUUAGUCAUUUUCUAGGUUUUUCAUUUUUAGAUAUUUCUUAUAAAAUUUUUAGUGAAACAAAAAUGGAAUCCGGACUUUAUGUAAACGGUUUUUUUAGUUACGUGAUGGAAAAGCAGAGCACAUAUCCCGAAGUCUCGCAGGAAUAUGCACUUCGUCAGGCAGCCGGAGAAUGGAAUGCUCUAAGUACGAGUGAUAAGUGCAAGUAUCGGAUGAAGAACCAAAAAAGCAGAAAGCAAAGGUCUUGCACUCAUCGUCACAGGCGCAAAUCGGGGAAACCUAAAAUAGAAAAGCGGAGCAAGACAUCAUCCUGUGUAGAUCGUCGGUCAACGAAGUCCAUCUAUCGAAAUCAUUCCAGCUGCUCGGGCUGUGCCAAUCAACCCAGGGAAUGUUGUUCCUGCUGCCAACGGAGGAUCCACAGGGGAAGGCCAAGCAAGGAUAAAUGUGCUAGGAAAAGCAGAUCCCGACGCUCAAGACGAUCAUGCAUGCUAAAGAAAAGAACAGAAAUGGCCACGGACCUGAAGUUCAACGCUUCGCUGGGAUGCAGCGAUCCGCAGUCGCAUCCGGUGUUGAUCAUCGGCCAGCUGCGCCAUCUGAAUCUGCUGAAGUUCAGUCAUCUCGAGAGCAAACUUAGUCCGCGUGUAAGCGAGGAGACCUUCCUGAAUGCUGUCGCUUGCUUACACCCGGCGCCCACGGAUAAGGUGUCCCUCUAUCUCGAUGUGGCCACGGUGGCUGCUUUACCGCUGAAGGCCUCCAGGCACAACACAGCCUCGCGGGCCCAUGCCAUCACCCGCCUGGUGAAGAACCAUGUCCUGAACGUUUCCGAGGAGUCCGUCGUGCUGGUCUGCGAGCGAGAGAAUCUAUUCGCCAGCGCCUGUGCGGUGGUUCGUGCCUUUCCCCUCUACUCUCGCAAAACUGGCAAUCUGCUGGCGGCAGCAACACCUAAGUCAGAAAUCGGUUGCGGUGAUGGAGGCGAUGGAAACAAGGAUACCGGAAGGAAUGUGGUGAACGUCGAGUUUUUGAUAAUCAACAAAGAAGGCGGCGUUGACUGCGAACCUCUGUCGGAAGAGGAUAUAAAGUGCCUGAAUGAGACCUCGCGGGCCAUUCGACUGACCGCUCGCAUUGUGGACAUGCCCUGCAACGAAAUGAACGUGGAUCACUUUGUCCAGGCCGUCGAGGAGGUGGACAAGGAGCUGGGUCUCGAGCCGCAAGUUAUUCGCGGCGAGGAACUGCAGGAGCGCGGUUUUGGCGGUAUUUAUGGCGUGGGGAAGGCGGCUGCCGUGCCACCUGCUCUCGUGGUGCUUUCCCACCUGCCAAAGGGAGCCCAGGAGACCAUCGCUCUGGUGGGCAAGGGCAUCGUCUACGACACCGGCGGUUUGAGCAUCAAGGCCAAGACCGGCAUGCCUGGAAUGAAGCGAGAUUGUGGAGGAGCAGCUGCAAUUCUUGGCGCGUUUUAUGCGGCAGUCAAGUGCGGAUUUAAGGACAACCUGCAUGCCGUCUUCUGCAUGGCUGAGAACUCCGUGGGUCCAAAUGCCACACGCCCCGAUGACAUUCACACUCUUUACUCGGGUCGUACAGUGGAGAUCAACAACACGGACGCCGAGGGACGCUUGGUGCUCGCCGAUGGCGUUUGCUAUGCCAACAAGGAUCUGAAGGCCAAUAUUAUACUCGACAUGGCUACAUUAACCGGAGCUCAGGGCGUUGCAACAGGCAAAUAUCAUGGUGCCGUAUUGACAAACUCGGAGACAUGGGAGGCGAAGUCGUUGCAGGCCGGACGCAAAUCCGGCGAUUUAUUGGCGCCAAUAAUUUAUUGCCCCGAAUUGCAUUUCUCCGAAUUCGCCUCGGCCGUUGCUGAUAUGAAAAACUCGGUGGCGGAUCGACAGAACGCGCAAUCCUCCUGCGCCGGCCUCUUCAUUGCCGCCCAUCUGGGCUUCGAUUAUCCCGGCAUCUGGAUGCACGUCGAUAUGGCCACGCCCGUUCAUUGUGGGGAACGUGCCACUGGCUACGGCGUUGCCCUGUUGCUGACCCUCUUCGGUGGCCACACGAACUCCGAGCUGCUGCAAUCGAUCGCCCCCACCGACGAGGAACCGCCGUCGAAGCGCCUGUGCCGCGAUUAACUCAGCCUGCCUUUUCUGGUGCCAUGUGCCUGACCGAUUAUUAUGCAUUUCAAUCAUUUUCUUUGUCCAAUUGGUCCGCAGACAGCAUAAGCAGCCAAUUUGUGUAGCCGACAGGCAUUAAAAAGAUCAUUAUUAUGUAGAAAUAAAUGAAGUAUGAAAUUA
Messenger RNA from Drosophila ficusphila, 2287 nucleotides. It is a transcript of the gene grsm, whose product is annotated as probable aminopeptidase NPEPL1. Bases 74 to 2125 code for a protein of 683 amino acids. Gene Ontology annotation, biological process: proteolysis. The record is from RefSeq and is a predicted model, not a curated record. Gene Ontology annotation, molecular function: manganese ion binding; metalloaminopeptidase activity. Gene Ontology annotation, cellular component: cytoplasm. The transcript is spliced from 7 exons. NCBI's taxonomy places the organism in Eukaryota, Metazoa, Arthropoda, Insecta, Diptera, Drosophilidae.